AUGUCUGAGACUCCCAUCGGAGGUGAAAACCAGCAGGGCACCACGAACGAGACAGAGUCCGUGGCUGAUAUCGUCCCACCCGGACCUGGAGCCCUGAUUGUUCACCUUGACUCCUCUUAUCGUCUGAGCCUACCACACGACCCAGACCUACAAGAUCCGGAAGGGCCUGCUCAAGGCAACACCUUCUCAAGUCGAGAUGUCAAAAUGAGAUACCGAUGGCGGCUCUACGCGAUCGUAGAAUAUGAGGGCUUCCAGGUAUCCUCAGAGGCGACGUAUGUCAAGAUUCCUGGAUCGCUUUCUUGGGCAUCGUACAAACGGCCACUGAAGUUUGACGUCUCUGCCUCUCCUUCUUCCGAGAUGACAGUGUCCAUCUUCGCCGUGGACAAGAAUUUUGAUGAAUGUAUAUCAUUGGAAGAGUAUGAAAACCAGGUCAUACCUCUUGGGCUAAUUAAAGUGAACCCGUUCCUGAUUCAGACAAAUGGACCUGGGUCUCACAAUGGUAAGUAUCAAAUAGACGUGCAAAAUGGUACAGGCACCCUGAAAAUCUCGACUUCGUACUCAACGGAAGAAAUACCGAGCUUGGAGACGAAGAAUGUGUGGUCUGUCUGCAAUGAGAGUGGUGCUGAUGAUCUUGGUCUUGUCUACUUUGAGAAUCUUGAUUUUGUAUACGUUGAAAAGAACGACACCGGUCGAAGCUACGGCAUGCAGACUGUGGAUUCUUGCACCUGCGAUCAUGCUGCUAAUCCUGGAUCUGACGCUGGCAUCAAUAUGUUAGCUGGCCUCAGUCUCCGCUCUGAGAUUCAGCAUCCUUUCAUUGCAAUGCCCAAAUUUGCCUUCAAGUCGGCCGAGGGGGGCGUGGAUCUCCUUUCGCCACUAGCUAGCGGUGGAUAUCUUUUUGAUCAGUUGCAAAAGGAGCGGCGGUUUGGGGUCGCCAAAACUAGCUUUUAUGCCGCACAGCUUGUCUGCGUUCUGGAAUAUCUGCAUGGCAGGAAUAUCACCCUCGCCUCUCUGAGGCCUGAGAAUAUCCUUCUAGAUUCCUCUGGCAACAUUAGCCUAUGCAAGCCUCGUAUUUUUGGCUUCGAAUCGCUACAGAAUAUUGGGGACGGUGACAGGAAUUGCGCUAUACCUGGGACACCAGAGUACCCAGCCCCCGAGAUUCUUCUCCAUGGCUGCAAGCCUUCGCCAGCAGUGGAUUGGUGGAACUUGGGGGUUAUUCUCUAUGAGAUGUUGAUUGGUAUUCCCCCGUUCUACAGCAAGGACGACAUCGAGAGACAACAUAAGAUUAUUGGACAAGAACUACAGCUUCCUGGGACUUUGCCGUCAAUUGUCAAGGAUAUUCUAACCAGGCUUCUUGACAAAGACCCCGCGAAACGCCUGGGCGCAAAUGGAGCCGCCGAAGUAAAGUCCCAUUCAUUUUUCCAUAGUCUGAAAUGGACUGAAUGCCUUCAGCGGAAAAUCAUGGCCCCUUUCAAGCCUCACGACAGCACAACGGUCUUUUCGCGGAAAUCUGCAUGGGUUCUGUACAAAGAAACGGACUGGACUGACGCACUUUCGAUGUUUAACUACCCGGCAGACUGGCCACAGCGGAUGAGAGAAAGCCAGGCCGCAGAGAGGGAAGCUUUACUCAACCAUGGAGAGGACGAUAGGUGGGAUCUGGUGUGGGAUUUGACAGUUCAUGAAUUCUAUUUCAAAAAUCGCUUUACCGAUGAAAAAGCUCCUGCUCAACCCGAAGAAACAAUUUAUCAACGCAAGCCGCCACCUCCACCAGCGACGGAACAUCCCAAUGAGCGUCAGAAGGAAGACGCACUCGGCGCUGCAUUGGAAGCUGGAUACAGCAAGCGUGUGAUCUUACAAAUCCUUAGAUACAGUCCAAACAUGAACGCAAAUGUUCUACAUUUCGAGCAUACACCCACAAACUCAGAGCUUUUAAUGCUUACCACUUACGCAACGCCUGUUACACCACUCGAAUGGGCUGUUGAGCACGAAAGAUUAGAUCUUGUGGAUCUCUUUCUGGAUCACGGUGCUAACGUGGACUCGACGCAUUCAAUAAGAGACGGACCAGCUCUACUCAAGGCAGUCAGAAAAAGAAACAAUGUGUUAGUUGAGAUUCUCGUGCAGAAAACCACCGACCGCGUUUCCCGCACAAGAGCUCUUGCGCUCGCGGUUGAGCAGGAGGACACAGCAACCACUACCAUUCUUCUGACACAUGGGGUCUGCUGCGACUUUGAAGAGUCGGAUCGACCUCUUCCAGAAGAUCCCUUGGCAUACCAACGCUGGGACUCCUCCGAUCUGAAGCUUUUGAGAGCAGAGGACAUUACGCCGCCUCUUAUCCGGGCAGCCAGGCUGGGCAACGUCGCUCUGGUCAAAUUGCUACUUGCACAUGGCGCUGACGCCAAUAUUUCGUACCAUGUGUUAGGCGGUCGUGGUCGCCCUCUUCCUGUCUAUGGAUUUGAAAGGACAGAUGUCCCAAUACCAGUCAAUUUCUCCUGUGGAAGAGCUGUGCAAAUAGCGAUGGAGAUGGGUCACUCUGAGAUCGUUGGCUUGCUCCUCGAUGCGGGUGCAGAUAUCAAUCUCGAACACUCCGCUUGGCCAAUUCCAGCCUGGCCUGUUCCGGGUCAUAUUUGCCAGCCAGUCCCAAGGGCUGUGUAUAUCGGGGUAACUGCUGGUCUACAGGCGGCAGUGGUAGCGAGAAGAGCAAGUAAAGAAUAG
Messenger RNA from Penicillium vulpinum, 2709 nucleotides. Its product is annotated as putative protein kinase. The coding region runs from base 1 to 2709 and encodes 902 amino acids. Gene Ontology annotation, biological process: protein phosphorylation. Gene Ontology annotation, molecular function: protein binding; ATP binding; protein kinase activity. Lineage: Eukaryota; Fungi; Ascomycota; Eurotiomycetes; Eurotiales; Aspergillaceae. The record is from RefSeq and is a predicted model, not a curated record. The transcript has a single exon.